Pungitius pungitius (ninespine stickleback) is the source of this 5134-nucleotide messenger RNA. RefSeq names its product apoptosis resistant E3 ubiquitin protein ligase 1 (gene arel1). The transcript has 22 exons. Gene Ontology annotation, biological process: negative regulation of apoptotic process; protein polyubiquitination. Gene Ontology annotation, molecular function: ubiquitin protein ligase activity. The record is from RefSeq and is a predicted model, not a curated record. Bases 182 to 3241 code for a protein of 1019 amino acids. Lineage: Eukaryota; Metazoa; Chordata; Actinopteri; Perciformes; Gasterosteidae. Gene Ontology annotation, cellular component: cytoplasm.
CUCGUGCAAUGUGUAGAUGCAGAUACGGGUGACGUAAUCAAAAAUCGACACGUUUUCUGCGCAUUUCCCGGCUGCUAAGCUAAUGCACAACAGACGAAGGAAACUCGACUUUGCCCCCCUCUUUAGAGGCAGUUUUUCUUUUGAGCGCUGAGGGUCUGAGUGAAGGCUAAACGAUGGUCUGAUGGACCGCCGCUUCUUCCUGACCUUCCUCCUCUGCUCAGUGUCGUGGAUCUUCUUCUGGGAGGUACGCUGGAAGAAAGGAAAAGAAAGUCAGAUUGAGGAAUGGCUCCAAGGACAUAGCCUCUCUCAAUACAGGCACCUGUUUGAAGAUGUACAGACACUGGAGGAACUGAGUCUGAGUGUACUGAGCCGUCUGGAAGAGGUGGUGAAGGAACCGCAGCGCUGGAGGGAAAUUGCAAAGGCCCACAUCCAGCUGCUCCGAGACUUUGCCUUCCAGGAGUGGCUCUGCUCCCAGAACCUGGGGCACUAUUACCAUACGCUGAAGAAUUUGCGUUGCAGGAAUCUAGAUGAUCUGGCUCACUUUGACAGUCGACUGCAGCUGUCUCUAGCUGGCUGGGGCUAUUACUACGAGGACUACCUCAAGCUGUCCACCGGCAUCAAGAUCCUCCAGAACUCUAGGGGGAGUCGGGACCAGGACUACGAGAUCCGGCUGGUGCACAGCCUCGCUGUGAGGCGUCUGAAUGAGAAGUGGACCAUUGCUGGAGCGCUCCUAUUCGGCUGUACUGUGGCGCUGUGCUUCUUGAUAAGGGACCUCAUGUUUUACGUGAUUGGUGGAAUUACUGUUUCCAUCAUAGCGUUUGUCUUCACCAUCAAGUUCCUCUGUGAGCUCGCAGCGAGGGUUGUCAGCUUCUUGCAGAAUGAGGAUCCAGGGAGACGAGGGGACCGCAGCAUCUACGACUACGUCCGGGGAAACUACCUCGACCCGCGUUCCUGCAAGGUGUCUUGGGAUUGGAAGGAACCACAGGAAGUGGGCCAGACCAUGAGCUUCGGAGUCCAGCUCUUCUAUAAGAACGGCCAGCCCUUCCCGGCCCACCGGCCCGUGGGGCUGAGGGUCAGCAUCACUCACAUCGAACUGGCUCUGGACAUCCCCGUCACGCAGGAGGUUCUGCAAGAACCAGAGUCCAAUGUGGUCAAAGUGGCCUUCACUGUGCGCAAGGCCGGACGCUAUGAGGUCGCCGUCAAGCUCGGUGGCCUCAACGUGGCCUACAGCCCGUAUUACAAGAUAUUUCAGCCAGGUACAGUUGUCCCUUCCAAAACCAAGAUAGCCUACCAUUUCUCCACCCUGGUGCUAACAAAUGGCCAGCAGCACACCCUGAAGAUUGAGCCCAGAGACGAGUAUGCGAACCCCACCAGUAACUCCACGUCUCUCACGGACGAAGACAACUACAGCGUCCAUUUGCACUCCCUCGGCACGGCGGACGACGACGGCCUGGAGGAGCACUGCAGUAAGUCGGUGACCCUCAACAAGCCGCAGUGCCAGGUGCUGCUGAGACUGACUCUGAGGAAGACGGGUUGUUUCAGGGCCCGCAUCUCCUACAAGGACCAGCCGCUCAGCAACGGGGAGUUUGACAUUAUUGUUCUCAGUGAGAACGAGAAGGCCUGCGUGGAGAAGAAUGUGUCCACUCCGGGCACAAGCAUCUACUUCGAGGCGUACCUGUACAGCAGCGGGAACUACAGUUCUUCGUGGCAGUUGCCGGCCUCGUCUUUGCUGGCUCCCCAGAGGAGGCCCUCCACGGGAGAAGAGGAGGACGAGCACGACUCUCCUGUGGAGGGGCAGCCUGAGAAGGUGAAGAAACCAAAAAAGGUCUACUGUUACAUAUCGCAAAAGCAACUGUCCGUGAAGGAGUUCUACCUGAAGAUCAUCCCGUGGCGCCUUUUCACCUUUCGGGUGUGUCCCGGAACGAAGUUCACCUAUCACGCUCCGGACCCGGUUCACAGGUACUUGACCCUCGUGGUGGACGACGGGAUUCAGCCCCCGGUGGAACUCAGCUGCAAAGACCGGAACAUCAUGGCCGCCACCUUCAUCCGCUUCCUGCACAAGAACAUUGGCGGCUCCGAAACGUUCCAGGACAAGGUGAACUUCUUUCAGCGCGAACUCCGGAACAUCCACUCCAAGAGACCUCGCACCAAGACCUGCCUAAAGAUCACCCGACACACCAUCCUGGACUCGUCCCUGAAGGCCACGAAGAACUUCUCGGUGUCGGACUGGAGCAAGAACUUUGAGAUCGCGUUUCAGGAUGAGGAAGCUCUGGACUGGGGGGGGCCUCGCAGGGAGUGGUUUGAGCUGGUCUGCAAGACCCUCUUUGACACCUCCAACCAGCUGUUCACCCGCUUCAGCGACAACAACCAGGGCCUGGUGCACCCGAACGCCGAGCGGCCGCCCCACCUGCGCGUGAAGAUGUACGAGUUCGCGGGGCGCGUGGUGGGGAAGUGCCUGUACGAGUCGGCGCUGGGCGGCGCCUACAAGCAGCUGGUCCGCGCUCGCUUCACGCGCUCCUUCUUGGCCCAGAUCAUUGGCCUCAGGAUGAACUACAAGUACUUUGAGACGGACGACCAGGAGUUCUACAAAACCAAGGUCUGCUUCAUCCUAAACAAUGACGUGAGCGAAAUGGAUUUGGUGUUUGCCGAGGAGAAGUACAGCAAGUCGGGACAGCUGGAGAAGGUGGUGGAGCUCAUAUCGGGAGGGUCUCUGAUCGCCGUCAACAACGAAAACAAGAUGCAUUAUCUCAACCUGCUGGCGCAGUACAGGCUGGCCAGCCAGGUGAGGGACGAGCUGGACCACUUCCUGAAAGGCUUGAACGAACUGGUUCCAGAAAACCUGCUGGCCAUAUUCGACGAGAACGAGCUGGAGCUGCUGAUGUGCGGCACCGGUGACAUAAACGUGCAGGACUUCAAGGCGCACGCCGUGAUCGUCGGGGGAUCGUGGCACUUCAGGGAGAAGGUGAUGAAGUGGUUCUGGGCCGUGGUUUCCAGCUUCACGCAGGAGGAGUUGGCGCGUCUGCUGCAGUUCACCACCGGCUCCUCUCAGCUGCCCCCCGGGGGAUUCAACACCCUCUGCCCCUCCUUCCAGAUCAUCGCUGCCCCCACGCACAGCACCUUGCCCACGGCGCACACCUGUUUUAACCAGCUGUGCCUCCCGACGUACGACUCCUACGAGGAGCUGCACAAGAUGCUGAAGCUGGCCAUCAGCGAGGGCAGCGAGGGCUUCGGCAUGCUCUGACCGCCCGCCGCCACCGCCGCCGCCGCGGUUCCACUCGUGCGAGAGAGAGAGAGAGAGAGGGGGGGGGGGGGGGUGGCGGCGCCGUCCACUUCCUGCGUUCACCUACAUUUAAAACAAGUGGACUCCCAAUGGAUUCUCUCAGGGUGAGAGGGCACAGCAAGAAGGCCCAGAAGGCUGUCCUGAAACUGGAACUCAACAUAUUUAACUGUAGUGCUGUUGUAUGUAUAUAACACAUCAUGUUUUUGUAAAAAAAAAAAAAAAAGAAAAAACACGGAACCAGGAAAUACUGAAAAGCUGCGGUUUGGGCUGGUUUUAUUUCUCAAUACUGAAGAGUUUUAUAUGUUCGAGAGACGAGGUCUGCUACAGCAGAGGCCUCCAGUCUCACUGUAUUACUGCUUCUUUUGCAUUUUGCAAACUGAGGAACUCUUAAGUGCAACAAAGUGACGUGGGUGACACCCGCUUCACUUUGGCCUUAAUCGAUCAGGGACUGAUGUGUGUUUGUAAAAAAAAAAAAUAUAUAUAUAUAUAUAUAUAUAAAUAUCACUCUUUUAUUCCAAUACCUGUACAUACUAGUGUGUAUACUUUGGUUUUCCUCUUUGGUUUAAAGUUAAGAAAGAAGGGAUUUGUUUAUCACUGAACCUGAAACCAACGUUUUUAUAAUUUAAUGGGUUUUAAAAGAAGCCACGAUAUAUUUCUAUGGUUUGAACAUGUUUCUAACUUAUUGCGUCUUAAAAACAUUUUUUUUUUGUGUCGACCCGUCUGUCUUCAGUUGUAACUGUUGUUUUUUUUUUUUAAAUUUAUUUGUUUAACCUGCCUUAUUCAAGCCCUUCACAUCUGUUUGUAUCCAGACAGGUGCACAGCUGAGCGAAGCGUGGACGGCAACGCCAAGCAAAAGGUUCAUUUGACCCGUUUCCAUCGGAGCACGCAGGGGUCACUGCGGGUGUUUUGGGGGGGGCACGUCAUUAACCUAUCCCUUCAUCCUUAAACACGCGGCACAGCCUCCUCCUGCAGUUGUUUUCGGGACUCAUGAACUUUUGUCUGGUUUCUGCUUACUGGGAAGAAAUGACAUUUUAAUUUUUGGUAUCGUCAACAUCCUGAGCUAACAGUUUGUUGUUGUUUCUUUGGUUUUUGCUGCAUAGCGAUUCCUUGGCUCCUCCAGAAUUGACAUUGUCCUGUAUGCAUCUCGUACCGGGGGUUCAGGGUUUGUACAACUCAUUCAAAUCUGAUUGGUCUCGUUUUAGUAUUAUGAACAUUCCCCCACAAUGCACUUUUGGGUCCAGUUUCACUCAUUUUUGCAUUCUUCUCACGGUGACUUUACCACACCGAACUUUACUAUUUGUUGAGCGGCAGAGACGACUCGUUUUUGACUGAUUGGGAUUCAGAGCACUGAUGAAGCCGCUCCGUUGAUUUGAUUAGAUUUGUUCGGGUUGCGCAAUUCGCUCCGAUGUGACGAGAACUUUCACAGAGGGUCUUCUGAAACCGCUUCAUCGAGGGUGUGUUUUCUUGUUUUCAGCACUAGCAGCGAUGGCGGACACCAUGUUUACGAGAAGGAAAAAAGUAAACGUAGUUUAAGCUUUUUUAACGUGUUCGGUUAGAAAUGUCCGUUAUAAACAAAUAUGAAGGAGCUCUGUUCUGGGGUUUUAUGUUCCUGUUUAAUGUUUUGAUUUUCAUGCCCAUUUAAUACUCAGUUUUAUGUUUCUCAGUUAGAUGACCUCAGUGGGACUUUUAGCAAUGUAGAUGGUGUAAAAUAUUUGCCUCUCACUUUAAAACUGGGAUACUUUUUCUUUUCUUUUCUUUUUUUUUAAUGGCGAGCAUCUGCUGGCAAAUGUUUGAGAUUCUCUGCACUGGAGGUCCUUUUUGUUUAUGGAAAUAAAAAAGAAAAACAUGGAAUAA